CGCGCAGCGGCUCGCCGUCCCUCGCCGGCCGGGAUUCGACCACCAUGGCACGGAUCCGGCACGAGGAGGCUGCCAGCGCCAGCUCCCGCGCCAGCUCCCGCUCCCGCGCCAGUUACAGCUCCCCCACCACACGUCGCCCCCCACGUUGUUGGCAACCGCCUUGACCGUGAGCCACGACCGAGCGCACCCGCGAGCCGCGACAAGCCGCAGCUCUACUCAGUGUUGCCAUGCUCCUCCGUCGCACACAUGAAAGGUGCAGUUCCUCUCUUGCUUCUGUUCUCGUUCCCCCUCCCAUGGUGGCGGCAGCUAAUGCUUUGUUCCUGUUUAUUCUUGAUAGUCGUUCAUCAGUGUGUCGCCUGCCCUCUUGGGAUUGCCUGCUGCGUUGAGAAGGUUACAUCCAGUGUGGUGCUUCGUUCAUCGGUGUGUCCUCUUGUGAUUGCCUGCUGCGUUGAGAAGCUAACAUCCAGUUUAAUGGCACCACUUCGCCUUGGUGGAAGUAAGAGGACAUAUGCGGAGUAUGCAGAGCCAAAUCCAGCAACGGAUUGCUUAAAGUUGUUCGAUGAUGUUGACGAUUCUCGAGGUCUACCUCAGACUUGGACUAUAAUUGUAAGGAUAGAUGUUAAAUUCCCUAUGGAGCCUAGGUAUCAUGAUAAGCAACACUUCAUCCUUGUCGACACCACUGGUUCCAAAAUUGAAGCAAUUUCAUAUGGCAAUAAAGUCCAUCGAUUUGACACACUACUUCAGCAAGGAUGCAAGUACAUUUUGAAAGAUGUAGUUUUUGGGCCAAACUGGGGGGACCUUGAAUUCAGAAAUAUUGGGCAUCGGUUUGAGGUGACAUUGACCAGAAAAACUCGUGUUGAGCCAUACACCUUCCGACUUCAGUUCCCUCCCUGCCCAAAGCAUCUUAUGCCAUUUCAUGAAGUGAUCCGACAACCCAACAAGACAUUUGUAGAUGUUAUGGGAAUAGUUGUCCAUAUGGAGCCAUUGGAGCAUGUGGGCAAUAGGCUAUAUAGAGAGGUUGUGUUAAUGGAUGCAAGGUGGCACCUUAUUAUUGUUGGGAUUUGUAGUGACCUCUUCUGCCGGAAUUUUCAACGAUGGUACAAAGCUAGAGAUGAAAAGGAAAUUAUAAUUGCCACUAUGCUGCGACAAAACUCUACACACAGAUGCUUGGAGAGCUCAGACCACACAUCACUGGACUUCAACCCAAGACAUCACACAUGGCAUCAACUAGCAACUGUUCGGCGAAUAAUGAUGGAAAGGCAGAAUCUUCGCUUCGUUAACAGAUAUCUUGAAGCAAGAUGGGCAUACUUGGCGACCGUGUUACCACACUGAUCGAUCUGGGAAUCAAGGAAAAUUAGAUGUAGGGUCAUUAGGAAGUGUUUCUAGAUUGUUUGUCACUAGACUAUUUAUCACUGCUAUGUUUUCGAAAUUUGUAUUAAUGUUACCAGAAGCAGACUGCAUUUCCAAUACAUUCAUGGUUGUGCUAUUCAAAAGUGUUUAGUUGAGUGGACAAUA
Messenger RNA from Panicum virgatum (switchgrass), 1515 nucleotides. RefSeq lists its product as uncharacterized. The transcript has 9 exons. NCBI's taxonomy places the organism in Eukaryota, Viridiplantae, Streptophyta, Magnoliopsida, Poales, Poaceae. The record is from RefSeq and is a predicted model, not a curated record. Bases 247 to 1332 code for a protein of 361 amino acids.